GUUCGGUGGUUCGGUCUCCUUACUUCUCCUCUGUGCUCAUAUCAGCCCCGCAAGCACUCACAGUCACACUGCUCACGACGACUCACAAGCAAGCAAGGAGAGCAAGCACUCUAAACCCAUAAUAAGGAAAGAAGGAGUGUCGAGAGAGUCACGUGGGGAAGUCUGAUAGCCGGCGAAGAGACUCUCUCCCCGCUGCUGCGACACGCUCGUGUAAUAACGCACCGGUGGGGACCAUGUUGAAGUUUGGACGAGACACUGCAACGACAAGGAAGCCAGGCUACGGUAUGCACAGAGCAUGAAAACACUGGCGACAGAUGUGUGGAAGAACGACGACAGAAUAGUGUGGUGCUAUGAAACCUUGAAAGAUUAUUUCUUCGAGGGUGGCCUGCAGAGGUCCAUCAGAAGGCUGUGGAGAAGAGACGGAAGGCAGGGGCACCCCGAUGAGAACAUUAAUGAUGCUUUCCGGAAACUAAAUCUGGAUUGUGAAAAACCACUGGUGUUGGAUGUGGGCAGCUGUUACAACCCUUUCAAGGUGUACACGGACAUUGAUACAGUGGCCAUUGACCUCACGCCUGCAUCUGACGAUGUCCUGCAGUGCGACUUCCUUCAAGUAGAGGUCACCGAUCCAUCCUCCUCCAUAUUUCUUCGUCGAGAGUGCCUGAAAAGUCCGCUAGUGCAUCUCCCAUCGGAGAGCUUCCAUGUUGUCCUGUUUGUACUGGUGUUAGAAUACCUGCCUUGCACUAUCCAACGUUGGACUUUCUGCACCAAAGCAGUGAGGCUCCUGAAACCAAAUGGACUCCUGCUCAUAGUCACUCCAGACUCGAAGCACCAGCAAAAGAAUUCUGCCAUGAUCCGAAGUUGGAGAGGGGUCCUGGAAAGUGUCGGACUUUGCAGGAUCCGCUACGAGAAACGACAACACCUGCACUGCAUGGCUUUCCAGAAAAACAAUGCGCUGUCUGUGUCUAAGGAUGACGCUGAGACGUCCAUGUACAUUCCGCAAGAUUCCAUAGACUAUGUGCGACAGAAGAGAGAGGCGGUGAUUGUUGAGAGAUCGGACGUUGAAGACAAGGCGCUGGUAGAGACUUUUUCCCAACUUCCGCAAGGUUUUGUCGAUGCGUGUUAAGUUGCAUGGAUGCCCUAAUCCCGCCAUUUUUUUUCAAUCACGUGUGGGAAAGUCACAUACAGCUAACAUAAUUUUGACUGUGUAUGUUAUGCAUUUUUGCCACUGGACCGCUGCAAGUGCAUGAACAACCAUAAAUAGCAUAUUUUUUUACCAUUUGCAGAUGAAGUUUAGGCAUGGUAUCAUUUUCACUUCUUUCGGGUGGUUGCAAACCUACUUCCUGCAUGCAAGCGUUUUAGUUGCUGACCACCGCCAAAAAACAUUUUUAUGGACGUUGACGUUUGCAAUUAUGUGCGGACAGAAUACAAUGCAUUUGUCGGGCGCACCAUAGUCUCUGGAGGGAUAUAAUAGUUCAGACACACCUCAGAACUACAAGGUGCUCGCAUAUCCUCUAAAAAGGUUGUCAUAAAAAAACUGUGGGUGGCUCAUUUUUCUGUGCAUAGCCAAUGGCUUAUUUUGAAAAAAUUAAUUUGCAUGUUUCCAAUGUACGUAUGACUGAGACAGCUCUUGUAGCAAGAUACGAAUAUUCGUACAUAUCAAGUAGAAGCUGGGUCCUCGUUGUAGUCAGACACUGUAGCUGCAAUCCACAGCCAUAAUAGUUUGUCGUCCUCAAGGCACAAGGUAGAUCUACGACUAAUUACAUGACAUUUCUACCGUACGGCAGCUUCAUUUUUCAUUGUGCAACUGUAAUUAUUAAAAUCAUCUUGUAGGUUUUUGAGCAGGCAGCAGGACUUAGAACACUAUCCAGAAAGGAGGUGAUGCUCUGAUAAUGAUACCGCUUCUCUGCACUCUUCUGUUGAUUGGUUUGACUGAUAAUGAUACUGCUUCUCAAGCUGGCAAUCAGAGUGACAGCACAUGUAAAAACAUGUGUAAGAAUAACCCUUUUCCUUCAAAUCAAUUUCACAACUUGCUGUCACGUGGAUACGACAAACGGUGACCCAACUGCAGAUUUGUUGACCUACGUCCAGGUGAGUAUGGAACAUGCGUUGUAAUGCUACAAGAGAGAGUCAUACGAAAACUUUAAAAAUGCAAUAAUAAUUCAAAGCACCUCUGGGUUGUGUUGUAAGUUGGCAGUAGUUAUCCUCAAGACAUGAAGAAUGGAGUGUAAAUACGGUGGUCAUGCUUGCCACAAUCUUUCACGUUGUGUUUCGACAUGUUAUUACCUCCUGGUGGCCACUGUUCAAAGCCUAUUGAUCACUGUUAACAACUUACAGUA
Ornithodoros turicata is the source of this 2336-nucleotide messenger RNA. RefSeq names its product S-adenosylmethionine sensor upstream of mTORC1-like (gene Samtor). The transcript has 5 exons. The record is from RefSeq and is a predicted model, not a curated record. Bases 296 to 1123 code for a protein of 275 amino acids. NCBI's taxonomy places the organism in Eukaryota, Metazoa, Arthropoda, Arachnida, Ixodida, Argasidae. Gene Ontology annotation, biological process: negative regulation of TORC1 signaling.